UGAGUCUUGAGGAUGUGGGAAAUUGGAGACAUUGGGUCUUGGGAACAUGGGAGCCUGGAGAUGUUGUGUCUCAUGGACCUUUGUUUCUGGGACAUUGGGUCUCAGGGAAGUGGGGGCUUGGGGACAUGGGGUCUCUGAGGCAUCAAGUCUCAGGGACGUUUGGUGUCUGGGAUGUUGGGACUUGUGGACAUGGGAUCUCUGAGACAUUGGUCUCAGGAAAAAGGCUGGGAGUGGGGGACUUGAGGACGUUGGGGCUCAGGGACAUGGGGCCUGGGGGCAGUGGAACAAACUCAGGGGUUCCCACAGCGGCUGCUUCCGUGAGUACUUCGUGCACAAAUUCCGUGCAAUGCUGGGCAAGAACCGUGUCAUCUUCCCGGGAGAGAAGGUACCAGGGGUGGGGGAAUGCAGAGGGGGGACCCAGUGGUGGCACCAGGGCCGGUGACUGUCCUUGCUGUUCUCGCAGGUGCUGCUGGCGCUGUCGGGGGGCUCAGCCUCCAGUGCCAUGGUCCGGCAGGUGCAGGAGCCGGGAGGCGGCCAAGAGGCUCCGCUUCAUCCCCGGCCUUGUCUACGUUGAGGAGGGAGCUGUGCGCAGGCAGAGCCCAGAGCAGCGGGAGCAGACCCUGGCCCACAUGGAGACCCUGCUGCGGGCCACUGGCUUCCCCUACCACGUGAUCCACCUGGAGGAGGCACUGGAGCUGCCCCCAUCCAUCUUACAGCCGGGGCCAGAGCAGUCCAGCAAGUCCGGCCCAUCUGGCCCCUCCUACAAGGAGGCUGUGGACAGCUUUAUCCAGCAGAAGCGACAGGAGGGGGAGGGGGACAGUGCCACCUCUCUGCCUGGCCAUAGCACCCAGGACAUGCCAGUGGGACCCCCAUACACUCCCCGCCUACCUGACACUGCCCAAACCCAGGAGCUGCUUCGGAUCUUCGAGGCCGUGGAGACAGCAACAGCACGGGAGGAGCUGCUGCAGAUGCUGCGGACCCACCUCAUCCUGCAGAUGGCCCGGAGCAGGGGCUACUCCAAGGUGAUGACGGGCGAGACCUGCACCCGCGUGGCCAUCAAGCUCCUCACCAACCUGUCGCUGGGCCGUGGUGCCUUCCUUGCCGUCGACACGGGCUUCACGGACAAGCGUCACGGCGAUGUGAUGGUGGUGCGGCCCAUGCGGGACUACACGGCCAAGGAGAUCGCCUUCUACAACCACUUCUUCAACAUCCCCACCGUCAUUGUGCCACCCCUCUUCACCAAGCGCCGGGAGAAGCCCAGCAUCCACCACCUGAUCGAGCGCUUCCUCCUGGGGCUGCAGGAGGAUUUCCCCUCCACCAUCAGCACUGUUUACCGGACAGGGGAGAAGCUGAGCCCAGACCCAGCCAAGGCCAGCAGCGAGUCCCAGCGCUGCCUCCUCUGCCUCUGUGGCCUGGACAUUGAGGGAGGGCUGAGAGCAAAGCUGCCUAUAUUCCACUACUGUGCUACAGUUGCCGCCUCACCUUCAAGGAGCUGGGCCCCCUCACCACACUGCCACCGUACAUGCGUGCUGAGGCCCAGCGCAGGAUCCACAGUGCAGAGAUGGAGCAGCAGACACAGGAGAACCAGGAGCGCAGCAAGAGCUGAAGGGGUUGGGAACAGUGGGGGACACAGACUCCCGUCCCUCAGUGGCACCUCUGGGGCAGGUGCCAGAGCUUGGUGGGGACCCCUGGCACCCAUUUCUGCUCCAGCCAAGGGCAGGGAGAGCCCCCACCCCCCCAUUUACUGGGGGCCAGGAGUGCUGGUAACCCCAGGGUAGCAUGUCCCUGGUCCCCCCACCCUCCCUGCCCCAGCUACCUGUCAGCCAGGGAGGCCUCAAGUUUGUUUUAUUCAAUAUCUAUAUAAAUAAACCAUUUGAAUUAAUAAAAAA
Messenger RNA from Manacus vitellinus (golden-collared manakin), 1889 nucleotides. It is a transcript of the gene CTU2, whose product is annotated as cytosolic thiouridylase subunit 2. Gene Ontology annotation, molecular function: sulfurtransferase activity; tRNA binding. The record is from RefSeq and is a predicted model, not a curated record. Gene Ontology annotation, biological process: tRNA wobble position uridine thiolation. NCBI's taxonomy places the organism in Eukaryota, Metazoa, Chordata, Aves, Passeriformes, Pipridae. Gene Ontology annotation, cellular component: cytosol. The coding region runs from base 126 to 1778 and encodes 550 amino acids. The transcript has 11 exons.